Molecule: messenger RNA, 432 nt
Organism: Solanum dulcamara
Lineage: Eukaryota; Viridiplantae; Streptophyta; Magnoliopsida; Solanales; Solanaceae
Exons: 1
Coding region: 1-432 (143 amino acids)
Source: RefSeq, a predicted model, not a curated record
AUGAAUAACAACUUUGAGUUUAUAAGUGUUAUUGAAGCAUGUGGUUUGUUGGACCUGGAGUAUAGUGGUCAACACUUCACCUGGUGCAAUCAAAGAGAUGAGAAAGCUAGGGUAUGGAAGAGAUUGGAUAGAGCAUUAGUCAAUGACAAAUGGCUUGCUAGAAUGCCUCAAACUACCAUAACUCACCUCCCAUCAGUUGGUUCUGAUCAUAAUCCUUUACUGAUGGAGAUGAUUAUAAGAGAGGAGAAUAAGAAAAUAUAUUUCAAGUUUCUCCACUAUUGGAUAGAUAACAAGAAUUUUAUGAAUAUGUUAGAGAAUGUUGGAAUAGAGGACUAUCUGGGAUCCCAUGUGGGUGCUUCAUCAGAAAAUGAAGAGGUUAUCUGCUACUCUCAUCAAUUGGUCCAGGAAAGAAUAUGGGGACAUCUUUUCUAA